Molecule: messenger RNA, 1571 nt
Organism: Hermetia illucens (black soldier fly)
Lineage: Eukaryota; Metazoa; Arthropoda; Insecta; Diptera; Stratiomyidae
Exons: 4
Coding region: 182-1399 (405 amino acids)
Source: RefSeq, a predicted model, not a curated record
GGUUCUUCCACAUCAGCGUUGUGAUUCGACCAGGACCAAAACUUGCUAUAUAAAUGGAAACAAGUUAAUUAGCUGGCACAGUCAAUCAAUAAUCAAUCACUGAAGUGAGCAUUUCAUUGGGAGCUAUCCAAUCAAGCAAGAACUUCUUCAUUGAUUGUAAAGUAGUGGAAACAGCAGCAAAAUGAAGAUUUUCCUACUGAGCCUUUUAGUCAUUGGAACUCUUGCUAAAGACAAGAUCAAGGAUAAAGGCAUUAUACAUGACUUGCUUUACAAAGACACAAAUGUCCUUAACUUCGGUGAUGUUUGCAAGUUGAAGAUUCAUCAGCGUCUCAGCACCCUCAAUGUAGACCUAACACAACGCCAUCUCAUUGACGAAAUCUUGGUGAACGUUGACCGCUGCGUGACUUCAUGCACCGAUGACUACAAGAUCGGCAAAGACGUGGCUAAAUACCGCUACUGCGUUGGGAACUUAAUGGCCAUUACAUUGGGGCAGGUUGACUUCUUAGAACGCAACAACUUGCUCAACAACGUCGGCGAACUCGAUAAUCUCGUCAAUCGCUUGAGGCAAUGCGACGUUUUCUUCCGGGAUACCGACUUCAUGAACACCAACAGAAACCUUGACUGGCGCCUCAACCAAGCAACCAAUGUCUGGGGUAUUAAUCGCAACCUAGGAACAUUUGGAACGGACCGCGACCUCAUAACCAACCGUGAUUUGGUAAAUCGCGACUACACUACCGGCCGCGGUACUGACAAGCUCUUCGAUACUAAUAUUAAUAAGGGAGUAGGCGGACUUGACCGUGGAGAUACCUAUGGACGUGGAGUUUUCCAGGGCGAUUUGACAGGACGUAGUGAUGUUUAUGGACGCGGUAAUAUUUAUGGACGUGAUGACAUUACAGGACGCGGAGUUGGCGGCUUGAAAACUGGAGGUAUAGGUGGUGUGGACAAUGACUGGAAUAAGGACCGUACGUAUGGACGCUACCAAAGAAGCUUAAACUAUGAUAACAGAUUGGACACAACAGGUAAUGACCUCGGAGUUGUAGGAUGGUACAGAGUCAUCUAUGGUGUGAUUGGCGAUGAUGAUCGUGACACUGUUAACUAUGGAAAUGAUAACGUCUACGGAGUCAAUCGAUAUGAUAAAGAUAUCUACGGCCGCCAAGGGAUUUUGGGAAGGGACAGACAAAACUAUGGAGUCCGUGGUUAUGACCUUAACGUCGAUCGAGACAUAACAGGACACAGAAACUGGAACCAAUUGGUUACUGGUGGAGAACGUGAUAUUUAUGGACGUAGGACUGGUGCCUAUAAUACCGACUACAAUUUGAAUACACAAGGACGUACCUACUACGAUAAUAAAUACGGUUUAGGUGGCCGUGACCGCGGUAUUGAUAACUUGGUUUAUUGAACUUCGCCGAAACUGCUCAACAUCAUGGAAACCAUCUAAAAUAUGCCAUAUUCCUUAAAACUCGUACAACUCUGCUCGCAAUGUUCUAGAUAAAUAAUUAAUUAUUAUUUCCAUCUGUGAACAUUUCUAUAUCUAACUGUAAUGCAGUUAAAUAAACAGCAAUCAUUAAAAA